Copidosoma floridanum is the source of this 2496-nucleotide messenger RNA. RefSeq names its product structure specific recognition protein (gene Ssrp). Gene Ontology annotation, biological process: regulation of chromatin organization. The record is from RefSeq and is a predicted model, not a curated record. Lineage: Eukaryota; Metazoa; Arthropoda; Insecta; Hymenoptera; Encyrtidae. Gene Ontology annotation, molecular function: nucleosome binding; histone binding; DNA binding. Gene Ontology annotation, cellular component: FACT complex; nucleus.
UCUCGGCAGUGCACAACCACUUCAUGAGUUUUGAAACGCGACGCAAUCUAGUUGCUUUCAUCAUUCUCAAAAGUUUUCAUCAUUAAACGCAACCAAGAAACAUGGAUUUCUUGGAGUAUCCCGACAUCACCGCUGAGGUUAAGGGUGCCAUGACACCUGGAAGACUUAAGAUGACGGACCAGGCUUUAAUAUUCAAGAAUCAAAAAACUGGAAAGGUGGAGCAAAUAUCUGCAUCUGACAUGGAAAUGGUCAAUUAUCAAAAGUUUGUUGGAACUUGGGGUCUACGAAUAUUCUUGAAAAACGGAACCCUCCACAGAUUCAGAGGGUUCAAGGAGGGCGACCAAGAAAAAAUUGCCAAGUUUUUCAAUAGUAACUACAAGAAAGACAUGUUGGAAAAAGAACUGAGUUUGAAAGGUUGGAAUUGGGGUACAGCUAAGUUUUAUGGCUCAGUUUUGAGCUUUGAUGUUGGCCACCACACUGCUUUUGAAAUUCCUCUUUACAACGUGUCUCAGUGUACCACUGGAAAAAACGAAGUCACCCUUGAAUUUCACCAGAAUGAUGAUGCUCCUGUAAGUUUACUAGAAAUGAGAUUCCACAUUCCAGUUAGUGAUAAUAGUGACAAAGAUUCUGUAGAGCAAUUCCAUAAAGAAGUAAUGGAAAAAGCGUCAGUUAUUAAUGUUAGCGGAGAAUCAGUAGCACAGUUUAAAGAAAUACAAUGUCUCACGCCUCGUGGCCGUUACGACAUAACAAUCUUUCAAACAUUCUUCCAACUUCAUGGUAAAACUUUUGAUUACAAAAUUCCUAUGUCUACAGUUCUUAGAUUGUUCUUGUUGCCACACAAGGAUAAUAGACAAAUGUUCUUUGUUGUAAGUUUGGACCCACCUAUCAAACAAGGCCAAACUCGUUACCAUUAUUUAGUUUUACUUUUUAACCAAGACGAUGUGGUAGAGAUUGAGUUGCCAUUUUCAGAAAAAGAACUAUCAGAAAAGUACGAGGGUAAAUUAUCAAAAGAAAUGAGUGGUCCAACUUAUGAAGUUAUGGGUAAAGUGAUGAAAGUUAUAAUUAACAGAAAGCUAAUUGGUCCUGGAAGCUUUCAGGGAACUUCAAAUACACCUGCAAUUGGUUGUUCAUACAAGGCAGCGGCAGGUUACCUGUAUCCAUUAGAAAGGGGAUUUAUGUAUGUUCACAAGCCUCCUAUUCACAUACGCUUUGAUGAAAUCAGUUCUGUCCACUUUGCUCGAAGCGACACUUCAACGAGAUCGUUUGAUUUUGAAAUCGAAUUAUCAGCUGGUACAAAACACAUUUUCAGUAGUAUCGAAAAAGGAGAGUAUGACAAACUUUUUGACUACAUAAAUACGAAGAAACUACGUAUUAAGAAUAGAGGCAAAGGCGAGAAGUCAGGUUACAAUGACGACUUUAGGGGCAGUGAUGAAGAGGUUGAACCUGAUGCAUAUUUGGCAAGGGUCAAGGCUGAGGCUCAGGAAAGGGAUGAGGGUGGUGAUGACGAUGAUGAUGAUGAGUCCACUGAUGAAGAUUUCAAGCCUGCAGCAAAUGAAGAAAGUGACGUUGCUGAAGAAUAUGACAGUAAUCCUAAUGAUACAUCAGAUAGCGAUGAUUCAGAUGCAUCAGGUGGUAGUGGCAAGAAAGAGAAAAAAGAAAAGAAAGAAAAAAAAGAGAAGAAGUCCAAGUCCGCUAAGACAGUCUCCGAAAAACCAAGGAAGCCUCGUAAGCUAAAGAAAGAAAGGGAUGAAAACAAGCCCAAGAGACCAGCUAGUGGUUAUAUGUUAUACUUGAAUAGUGUACGGGAAGAAAUUAAAGCCAAAUAUCCUGAUUACAAAGUUACUGAAAUAGCCAAAAAAGGUGGUGAGAUGUGGAAAGAACUAAAGGACAAGUCUAAGUGGGAAGAAAAGGCUAACAAGUUAAAAGAAGAAUAUCAAGAAGCCAUGAAAGAGUACAAAGCCAGUGGUGGUGGUGCUGCUGCUUCAAAGGAAUCCAAGCCCAAGAGCAAGUCCGAAAAGAAGCCUACUAAGAAAAAGGAAGUGGUAAAGGAAUCUCCAACGAAAUCCGGAUCAUUCAAGAGUAAAGAGUAUAUCAGUGGUGACGACAGUAGCAGUGGUGAAGAGGAUUCUGAAAAGAAAAGUGAAAAACGAAAGCGCUCUUCCAGUGACGAAAGCGACAAUAGUGACAAGGAAGAAAAAGAACAGUCUUCAAAAAAGACUAAAAAACCUAAGAAGGAAUCAGAAUCAGAGGCUAGCGCUGCAGAAUCUAACGAAGAAGAUAGCAGUGGUGCAUCAGAUAGCGACUAAAAAUAUGGUUAUACACUGGAUGUAUACAACCAAUAAUUCGUCAGUUGCGGCGUUCUAUUUGUGUAUAAAGAUUUUGCGUAUGUUCAAAACGCCUUCAUGUAUAUUUAAGAUUUUACCAGUUCUAAGUAAUUUAAAUAAUUCUUGGCAUUAACAUUUUUUCACGCAGUACCUUUUCAUAAUUAUAGUUUUU